Molecule: messenger RNA, 1831 nt
Organism: Sarcophilus harrisii (Tasmanian devil)
Lineage: Eukaryota; Metazoa; Chordata; Mammalia; Dasyuromorphia; Dasyuridae
Gene: DNAJC11
Product: DnaJ heat shock protein family (Hsp40) member C11
Exons: 16
Coding region: 89-1831 (580 amino acids)
Biological process (GO): cristae formation
Source: RefSeq, a predicted model, not a curated record
UCAGGUUCCGGGACGGGAGGAAGAGGAGGUGUCACGCCUCCCUCUGGUGAGCGGACCUUCCCGUCCGCCGGGGUGAAAGGUCGGAAAGAUGGCGACGGCCUUGAGCGAGGAGGAGCUGGACAACGAAGACUAUUACUCGCUGCUGAAUGUGCGCCGGGAGGCCUCUUCUGAAGAGUUAAAAGCUGCCUACCGGCGGCUGUGCAUGCUUUACCAUCCAGACAAGCACCGAGACCCAGAGCUCAAAUCACAAGCCGAGCAACUGUUUAACCUUGUCCACCAGGCUUAUGAAGUUCUCAGUGACCCACAAACCAGGGCCAUCUAUGAUAUAUAUGGGAGAAAAGGACUGGAAAUGGAAGGAUGGGAGAUUGUGGAGAGGAGGCGAACACCUGCUGAAAUCAGAGAAGAGUUUGAGCGGCUGCAGAGAGAGCGAGAGGAGAGGCGGCUCCAGCAGCGCACCAACCCCAAGGGAACCAUCAGUGUUGGAGUAGAUGCCACGGACCUCUUUGAUCGCUAUGAUGAGGAAUACGAAGAUGUCCCUGGGAGCGGCUUUCCUCAGAUUGAGAUUAACAAAAUGCACAUUUCCCAAUCCAUCGAGGCACCCUUGACAGCCACAGACACAGCCAUCCUCUCUGGAAGCCUCUCCACCCAGAAUGGGAAUGGAGGAGGUUCCAUUAACUUUGCCCUCCGGCGAGUGACGUCCGCAAAGGGAUGGGGAGAGUUUGAAUUUGGAGCUGGAGACCUUCAAGGCCCUUUGUUUGGCCUGAAGCUGUUUCGUAACCUUACGCCAAGAUGCUUUAUUAAAACCCAGUUCUCAUCCCCGGGGGGCCUGACCCAUUGUUUAAGGAACCUGGAUAAGAACACCAUGGGCUACCUGCAGUGGCGGUGGGGCAUUCAGUCAGCCAUGAACACAAGCAUUGUCCGGGACACCAAGACCAGCCACUUCACCGUGGCCUUUCAGGUGAGCCUCUUCGGCACAGGCUCCCGGCUCAGGCCGCCGUCGCCAUUCCCUUCUCAUCCCCUCAUUUCCCUUUCUCGCUGGGCCUCGUGGGGAGGAUGUGAAAUAGCUGUGCAGCUGCCAUCUGGCCGCCGAGGACACGCUGCACUCAUGGAACAGCUCAUCUGGAAGGGGGAGAAGAGGAGAAGGGAAAUCUUUCAGAUGUGGGGUCAGGGCCGUCAGAGGCCUGGAGCACAAGUGUGCCCAGCAGAGAAGGGUCCCACUGGGAGGGCAGGCUUCUUUGGGACGGUGGUAGAAUACGGAGCAGAGAGGAAGAUUUCCAGGCAUAGCAUUUUAGGAGCUACCGUCAGCGUGGGAGUCCCACAGGGCGUCUCUCUCAAAAUCAAGCUCAACAGGGCCAGCCAGACGUACUUCUUCCCCAUCCACUUGACGGACCAGCUCCUUCCCAGCGCCGUGUUCUACGCCACCCUGGGCCCGCUGGUGGCCUACUUUGCCAUGCACCGGCUGAUCAUCAAACCGUACCUCAGGGCUCAGAAGGAGAAAGAACUGGAGAAGCAAAGGGAGAGCACAGCCACAGAUGUGCUGCAGAAGAAGCAGGAGGCGGAAUCUGCCGUCCGGUUGAUGCAGGAGUCAGUGAGAAGAAUAAUUGAGUCUGAGGAGUCCAGAAUGGGACUGAUCAUCCUGAAUGCCGGAGGGAAGUUUGUUCGACCAAAAAGGAAAAAGGGAAGACGGUUCUUUCAGGCUAGCUCGGGCCUGGGGCUGGGGACUCUGGGCACUGGUUCCAACAAGGCUACUCUCUGCAGAGAUAUCCUCCGUGGGUCUCUCCUCCCCGCAUUCGAGCAUCCUUGCAGCCUGGCUCACACUGUCAGCUCCUGA